Sturnus vulgaris (Common starling) is the source of this 2349-nucleotide messenger RNA. Lineage: Eukaryota; Metazoa; Chordata; Aves; Passeriformes; Sturnidae. The record is from RefSeq and is a predicted model, not a curated record.
AAGGGGCCCUGGCCCUACACGACACUGGAGCGAGGAUAUGACUUGGUCACAGGAGAGCAGGCACCAGAGAAAAUACUCAGGUCCACCUACAGUUUGGGUCAAGGGCUCUGGCUGCCAGUCAGUAAGAGCUUCGUGGUGCCCCCCGUGGAGCUUUCCAUCAAUCCCCUUGCCAGCUGCAAGACAGAUGUUCUGGUGACAGAAGAUCCAGCAGAUGUCAGGGAAGAAGCGAUGCUGUCCACCUACUUCGAAACCAUCAAUGACUUGCUCUCCUCCUUCGGGCCCGUCCGGGACUGCUCCCGCAACAACGGCGGCUGCACCCGCAACUUCAAAUGUGUUUCAGAUCGCAAGGUGGACUCCACGGGCUGUGUGUGCCCCGAGGACCUGCGGCCCAUGAAGGAUGGCACUGGCUGCUACGACUACUCCAAGGGCAUCGACUGCUCCGACGGCUUCAACGGCGGCUGCGAGCAGCUGUGCCUGCAGCAGACCCUCCCCCUGCCCCACGACCCCUCCUCCAGCACCAUCUUCAUGUUCUGUGGGUGUGUGGAGGAGUACAAGCUGGCCCCAGAUGGGAAGUCCUGCCUGAUGCUGUCUGACAUCUGCGAGGGCCCCAAGUGCCUGAAGUCAGAGGCCAAGUUCAAUGACACCCUUUUUGGGGAGAUGCUGCACGGCUAUAACAACAGGAGCCAGCACGUCAACCAAGGGCAGGUGUUCCAGAUGACUUUCAGGGAGAAUAACUUCAUCAAAGAUUUCCCCCAGCUGGCUGAUGGCCUCCUGGUGAUCCCACUGCCUGUGGAGGAGCAGUGCCGUGGUGUCCUCUCGGAGCCCCUUCCUGAUCUCCAGCUGCUCACAGGGGACAUCAAGUAUGACGAGGCCAUGGGGUACCCCAUGGUGCAGCACUGGCGGGUCAGGAGCAACCUCUACAGGGUGAAGCUCAGCUCCAUCACACUCUCAGCAGGCUUUGCAAACAUCCUGAAGAUCCUGAACAAGGACAGCAGCCGGGAGGAGCUGCUCUCCUUCAUCCAGCAGUUCGGCUCCCACUACAUCGCGGAGGCGCUGUACGGCUCCGAGUUCAGCUGCACCAUCCACUUCCCCAGCAAGAAGGUCCAGCAGCAGCUCUGGCUCCAGUACCAGAAAGAAACAACUGAGCUUGGCAACAAGAAGGAGCUGAAAUCCAUGCCCUUCAUCACGUACCUGUCAGGCCUGCUGACAGCUCAGAUGCUGUCAGAUGACCACCUCAUCUCGGGUGUGGAGAUUCACUGCGAGGAGAAAGGGCGCUGCCCGUCCACCUGUCACCUGUGCCGGCGCCCCGGCAAGGAGCAGCUCAGCCCCACCCCGGUUCUGCUGGAGAUCAACAGGGUGGUGCCUCUGUACGCUCUGAUCCAGGACAACGACACCAGGGAGGCCUUCAAGGGAGCCCUGAUGAGCUCAUACUGGUGCUCUGGGAAAGGUGAUGUUAUCGAAGACUGGUGCAGGUGCGACCUCAACGCCUUCGAUGAGAACGGACUCCCGAACUGCAGCCCUCUCCCUCCGCCUGUCCUGCGGCUGUCCCCCAGCGUGGAGCCCUCGAGCACCGUGGUGUCCCUGGAGUGGCUGGAUGUGCAGCCUGCCAUCGGGACCAAGGUGUCAGACUAUGUCCUGCAGCACAAGAAGGUGGACGAGUACACGGACACAGACCUUUACACAGGAGAAUCCUUGAGCUUUGCAGAUGAUUUGCUCUCUGGCCUCGCAACCUCCUGUGUGGCAGCGGGUCGGAGCCAUGGAGAUGUCCCUGACACCAGCCUCUAUUCAGUCAUUUUCAAGUGCCUGGAACCAGAUGGUCUGUACAAAUUCACCCUGUAUGCAGUGGAUACACGAGGGAGACACUCAGAGCUGAGCACAGUCACCCUGAGGACAGCGUGCCCGCUGGUAGACGACAGCAAGGCAGAAGAGAUAGCUGACAAAAUCUACAACCUCUACAACGGCUACACGAGCGGGAAGGAGCAGCAGACAGCCUACAACACCCUGAUGGAGGUCUCUGCUUCCAUGCUCUUCCGAGUCCAGCACCACUACAACUCCCACUAUGAGAAGUUUGGAGACUUUGUCUGGCGCAGUGAGGAUGAGCUGGGGCCCAGGAAGGCUCACCUGAUCCUGAGGAGGCUGGAGAAGGUGAGCAGCCACUGCUCGACGCUGCUGCGCAGUGCCUACAUCCAGAGCCGCACCGAGACCAUGCCCUACCUGUUCUGCCGCAGCGAGGAGGUGCGGCCGCCCGGCAUGGUGUGGUACAGCAUCCUAAAGGACACCAAAGUCACCUGCGAGGAGAAGAUGGUCUCCAUGCUGCGCAACACCUACGGGGAGUCCAAGGGGCGGUGA